GUAUCAUCCGUUGAUAUUAACGUCGAUAACAAACCAUUACACGUCUCCAUUCUGUACAAUCCAUCUCAUUUAGAAGCUGUAAACCCAGUUUCAAUGGGAAAAACUCGAGCAAAGCAACUAAUGGUAAAAGAUGGUGAUUAUUCGCAAGAAAAUAAUAGAUGGAGUGAUAAAAUUUUAAAUCUUCAGGUUCAUGGAGAUGCUGCGUUAUCCGGACAAGGAGUUAAUCAAGAAUGUUUAGAAAUGUCCUCAGUUCCUCAUUUUGAAAUAGGAGGUAGUGUUCAUUUAGUCGUAAAUAAUCAAGUUGGAUACACAACCCCUGGAGAUCGAGGAAGAUCAUCAAGGUACUGCACGGAUUUGGCUAAGAUAAUUUCAGCUCCUGUUUUACAUGUUUGUGGAGAUAAUCCAGAGAUGGUUUUGAAAGCAACAAGAAUAGCAUUUGAUUAUCAAAGAAAAUUUCGAAAAGAUGUUUUUAUAGACAUGCAUUGUUACAGACAGUGGGGGCAUAAUGAAUUAGAUGAUCCAACAUUUACAAAUCCUGCUAUUUACAAAAUUAUUCGUGCUCAAAAAACGGUACCUGAUCGUUAUGCUGAAAAAUUGGUACAAGAAAAUGUUUGGACAAAAGAUAAUUGGGAUAAAGUCGUUUCAGAACAUAGGGAUUUUUUGAAUGAAGAACUCAAAAAAGUUGAUCAAUUCGAACCUGAUGAACCGUGUUUUCAAAGACAAUGGCAAGGAUACGAUCAAGCACAAAAUUCUAUAACUAAAUGGAAUACGGGAGUGCAUCCAGAGAUUUUAAAAUAUGUUGGAGUUAAAUCAGUUACUUACCCAAAGGAUUUUAAUAUUCACCCAAAUCUUUUGAAACAUCACGUAACUAAUAGAUUAAGAACAAUUAACGAUGGGUUUAAUUUGGAUUGGUCAACUGCUGAAGCACUGGCAAUUGGAUCACUUUUAUAUCAAGGAUACAAUGUUCGAAUAAGUGGACAAGAUGUUGGACGUGGAACCUUCUCUCAAAGACAUGCUAUGUUGGUAGACCAAGCAACGAAUAAUACUUACAUUCCAUUAAAUGACAUGGAUUCCGAGCAAAGUGGCUUUUUUGAAAUUGCAAAUAGUAUCUUAUCAGAAGAAGCAGUUCUAGGCUAUGAAUAUGGAAUGAGCAUAGAAAAUCCCAACAAUUUAAUAAUUUGGGAAGCGCAAUUCGGCGAUUUCUUCAACGGUGCCCAAAUUAUGUUCGAUACAUUCGUUUCUUCGGGAGAAACUAAAUGGUUGUGGAGUUCUGGAUUAGUAGUGAUGCUUCCUCAUGGUUAUGAUGGAGCAGGUCCAGAACACAGUUCAUCAAGAGUUGAAAGAUUUUUACAAAUGACAGAUUCCAAAGAAAAUAAACCUGACGGUGAUAACAUUAAUAUGCAAGUUUGUCAACCGAGUACUCCAGCGCAAUAUUUCCAUUUACUAAGACGCCAAAUGAUUCGGAAUUUUAGAAAACCCCUUAUUAUUAUCUCGCCGAAAACAUUACUUCGAUCUCCAGUCGCAACUUCAAAUUUAGAUGAUAUGUCAAUUAAUACUUCAUUUCUUCCUGUUAUUGGGGAUACAAUGUGUAAUCCAGAUCAUGUAGAAAAAGUUCUGUUUACAUCUGGAAAACAUUAUUAUACAUUGUUAGAAAAAAGGCAAAGUUUAAUGGCGAUGGACACAGCGAUUAUUAGAAUUGAAUCUUUUUGUCCUUUCCCCAUAGUGGAAAUACAACAAGAAAUUUCAAAAUAUAAAAACGUUAAAGGAUUCAUUUGGUGUCAGGAGGAACCUCAAAACAUGGGAGCUUGGAGUUUUAUUCAACCACGUUUCCAAAACUUAUUAGGAUAUCCAAUAACGUAUAGCGGAAGAAAAACUAUGGCAUGUCCUGCUGUUGGUGUAGGUUUAUGGCAUCAACAACAAGCGAUUGAUAUUACAGUAAAGCCUUUUUUGAUGAAAUAUUAACUAAAACUACAAUAAAAAAAUAAUAUUAAUAAAAAAUAUAAAACAAA
This is a messenger RNA of Onthophagus taurus, 2009 nucleotides long. NCBI's taxonomy places the organism in Eukaryota, Metazoa, Arthropoda, Insecta, Coleoptera, Scarabaeidae. The record is from RefSeq and is a predicted model, not a curated record.